Messenger RNA from Armigeres subalbatus, 2429 nucleotides. Its product is annotated as transcription factor SPT20 homolog. The transcript is spliced from 4 exons. Bases 344 to 2179 code for a protein of 611 amino acids. Lineage: Eukaryota; Metazoa; Arthropoda; Insecta; Diptera; Culicidae. The record is from RefSeq and is a predicted model, not a curated record.
GGAUUUUCGUGCGCUCAAUAUUCUACGAACCCGCCACUAUUGGGCUGCGCGUUAGAGACGCGCUUUUGUGAUUUCUUAUUUUAUAAAUGCCAACUGCAAAGCUGCAUCCGUCUAAUUUGUGCGCUGGUAGACAUGCGCGAAGCAUGUCGGUCGGAAAAUUCGUUCCCCAAGAAAAGUGGUGAAAAUCCUGUAGAGCCUUGUUAAACCGCAGAAUCGCGUCGUUGGAGUUAUUUAAUCUGUGCGAUUUGCAGUUUGGGUUGCUGUUUAGUGUUGCUCAGUUUGCAGUUGAAAGGACUUUCGAGGACUUAUCAAGUGAGAAGUGGCUGUUACGGUGUUUGUAAAAAUGUGGUUAAGAUUGUUCAUUGGUUGUUGUGUGAUAGGAACCCUACUGGCAGAGAAAAAUGUUACUGAAGAGCUAACCACCAAAGAAAAACGCCAAACCGAUCACGAGACUCGAACGGUACCUCAACCGGCUAACCGACGACAACAGCCAAGUGGCGGGUACUUUCAAGAUCCUGAAGCUGCGGCGCACUACUUUGCUCAACAAGCCGGAGGUCAGCUUCUAUUCAGGCCUCACCAGCUGAAGGCAGGCCAAGAACAAUCACAAGAGCUCCCACCGGAAUACAUCAGCUUGCUUCAGCAAUUAGCCGAUCACCAGAAUCAUGCAGCGCCUGUCAAACAACCGAAGCACCACUCCUACGAUGCUUCUAACGCCCAAACUGAACAAUACUAUCAGCAACAGCAGCCACAGCAGCAGCAGCAACAACAACAACAGCAUCAACAAUCCCAGCUUCAUCAUCCAUCAGCGCAACAAAAUCAGAUUCAAUACAUUACCGAGGAGGAAUACGCGCAAAUUUUGAAGCAUGCGCAAGCUCAGAAUCAACAAGCUGCUGCUCAGUCUCAAUAUGCCCGACCAGCCGGAAAGCAAGAGUCGCCCAAGUACCGCCCAUCGGUGCAAUUGCUGGAAACUGGUCAGGAGCACGGUCAAGCCUACGCACAGCCGGAGUCUGAGCAGCCAUACCGGAUUCAAUACAAAAGCAUUCAGCCGACUGGAUCUGUAACUCCCGUUCCAAAGCCAAUUAGCUCCUUUUCAUUCGAAAAAGAACUUGCUAAAUUGGUGGAAUCGAAUCGUCCUAUUGCCUAUCAUCAGGCUGGUCCACAUAGACAAAACGAACGUGGACCACAUGACGGACAACGGUACGUGUUGAAUUCCCAGUCACAUGAAUAUUCCUACGCACCAACUCAGGCUCAUGAGCAUGCGCCAAAGCAAUCAAUCAAAGCUCAGUAUAUAGCGCCUUUUGCUCAACUCCACUCGGGGCCAAAACCAAGCGCGGCACAUCUUCAAGUGGGACCGCAAAAGUUCUCCGAUAGUCCUGCGCAAAAAUAUCAAUUCAUCACACAGGAAGCUCCCAUUAAGGGUCAUACGCCGCAGCAGUACCUUACGGAAGUAUCUGCAAAAUAUAGUCAACACCCCUCGGAAAAGCAACAUGCCGGAACGCCAUCUCCAAAAAUCCAGUAUUAUGUUCCAAAAGAGAAGAAUCUCCAAAUCUACUAUCCACAGCAGGUCGUAGAAAAGCAGCCAACUGAGCAACACACAACACAACACCCAAUGAAGAUCGUUGAUGCUCCACAACUUCAGCAUGAGAAACCACACAAGCAGAUACAAACCCAUCGUCCGAAAGCACAAUACACUGCCAGAGACAAGCAAGCAGAACAAAGCCAGCAAUCAGUUCAAAAAUCUAAGGAAACUGAAACUCCUUCUCGUUCGACAAUUUACGUAUCUCAGCAAACUGGAGUGUCCCCAUCACCGGCUUCUUCUCAGCAGGAAAAACAACAACAACAUCAACAUCACAAGAUUCCGCCCAAGAUUGAUCGUCCUCUUACUCAGGAAGAAUUUCAAGCUUUGGUGGAUGCUGGAUACUCAGUAGUACCGGUGCCUGUGCCAGUGCCAGUGCCUAUUUCUCAGUAUCAUGCGCAACAAGCGGCGGGUCGUGGAUCAUCCGCUACUCCAGCGUCUUCCGCGCGUCACGGCCACGGCCCCGUCCCACAGGCCUCCCGAUACUAUCAACACCAAAUAGCGGCGGAAAACAGUCCCAGUCAAGUAGUUACAUACCUGCGUCCGCUGCAUAUCGAUCCCUUCUCGGCAGGCGUUAGAGGGCCUAAUAAGGCGGCACCUUAAGUGCGGCAACUAACCUAUUGCCACUUGCUUAGCUUAGUUCGUUAGAUAAGUAUUAUAAAUAGUAUUCUAGAGUAAUUUAUCAAUUGUUUCGCCCAUGCACGAAGCAUCUACAUAUGUAUUAUACCACAUAAUUUUGGUAUAGAAAAGAUGAAUUAUUAUUUGUUGAAACCGUGAUGCAAUUGUUACGCAUAUUUAUGAAGCUAUCUUUGUAAUAACUUCGAUUCAAACUAAAUAAAUGUUUUACGAAAAA